This is a messenger RNA of Xenia sp. Carnegie-2017, 804 nucleotides long. RefSeq lists its product as uncharacterized. The transcript is spliced from 4 exons. The coding region runs from base 16 to 546 and encodes 176 amino acids. NCBI's taxonomy places the organism in Eukaryota, Metazoa, Cnidaria, Anthozoa, Malacalcyonacea, Xeniidae. The record is from RefSeq and is a predicted model, not a curated record.
CAAUAAAAUUAAAAUAUGAGUUCUUCAAGCAGUGAAAGCGAACGCAUUUCGGAUACUGAAAACUCAAAUAUGGCAAAUGAAAAUUUACUUUCGAAUUCCGGCGAUGAGGAUACAAUUGUGGCUAAUUCAGUUGUAAAUCCUUACGAAAAUGAACCUCUUGCGAACGCAGUCGGAGAGAAUUUUGUGUCGGUCGAAGAAGACGCAGAUGGCUUAGAACCUCGAACAUUGGAAGCGAGGUUCGAAGGAACCGUUCAGUUAGAUAAGUGGUGUGCAUGUAGCUUGUGUCGUACUCAACUGCUGACAGAUGCCAUUGAAUACCGUUGUUGUCAAGAGGUUGGGCCUACUUUACAUAAACUGGUAUUCGAUGGUAGCAUUGAAAAAAUUAGCUGUGUUACUCUUCACGAAGAGUACACGAUUAUGACACAUGCUACAGUCUUGAAGAAUGUUGGCUCACUUCUAAGAGACCAAGAUGGAAGGUCAUACAAGCGUCGUGGAAUACAUGAAAAUGAAUACUUGAGAGCAGUUGCAUACCGUUUGGUCAUUUGAUGGCUAUGUGGAUGCCUUGGUUGGGAAAAUUCUAGACCAUUACCUGCAUGUAUCUACACAGACAUCCAAAAACGAUUUCCAUUACGAAAUCCCCUAGGCCAAGAACAUGCUGGCUACAAGUCAGCACAGGAAAGAAACUGAUAGAAAAUGCACUGGCCAUACCUAUUAUACAUGGUAGCAUGAACAACUUACAUGUGGGAAACAAUGGUGUUGAAGAUAGUUGUUUCCUAUCCAAAUGCCGUUGGAUUGCCUCAGUUU